AGAAAGUUUGGAUGCUUUUAAUGAUUCAGGCCUUGAUCCAAAUGACAGUAUUAAUCAAGAUAUUAAAGAUGAAUUUAAAUAUUUAAUUAAACGCGCAUGGAAAGAUGAAUCAGAAAGAAUUGGAAUAAGUAUAUUAUAUUCAAGACUUUCGGAAUUAUCUUCAAUUGUUAAGAAGUCCCCUUUAUUG
Racocetra persica is the source of this 187-nucleotide messenger RNA. Lineage: Eukaryota; Fungi; Glomeromycota; Glomeromycetes; Diversisporales; Gigasporaceae. The record is from the annotation of a GenBank genome assembly.